CAGCAACAUUGAACCUUACUCUCCAAGGAAACCAGGUCAAACAUCCUUCGUAGACCCCAUUUCCACUCUCUCUCUCUUUCCUAGUUUUGCAACUAAACUUUCAAGUGCCUGUGAAGAGCUUCAAUCAGGUUUCUUUUUUUCUAUCUUUGCAAUUCUGGGUCGAUGAGUUACUUGAGACCCUGUGCUUUGUACAAGACUCUUAUUACUUUCCCUUCGCUGAGAUGGAUGCCUUGCCAGAGCUGGGGUUUCCUUAGAUGGCCAGGUUUAGAUGGGUUCUUGAGGUUCAUGGUGGUAGCUCUUUUGUGGACCACGUUUUCUGAGAUUCGUUUCAUUCCUUCUUCUUCUAUGUACCCUACUCUUCGUGUUGGUGAUCGAAUCAUCGUUGAGAAGGCCUCAUACUUCUUCAGGAGCCCUGCCAUAAAUGAUAUUGUAACAUUUCUCGCUCCAGAACAGGAGCCUGGAUAUGGGAAGGAUGCUGUUUUCAUUAAGAGAAUUGUUGCAAAAGCUGGAGACUUGGUUCAGGUUCAUCACGGCUCACUCUAUGUCAAUGGAGUUGCACAAAAUGAAAAUUUCAUAGCUGAACGGCCAUCAUACACAUCAGACUUAACAUAUGUGCCUAAAGGUCAUGUUUAUGUGUUGGGGGACAACCGAAAUAACAGCUAUGACUCACAUAAUUGGGGGCCACUGCCUGUGGAAAAGAUUCUUGGAAGAUAUGUGAUGUGCUGUUACAGACCGUCAAACCAUUGACCUGGUGAUUCGGGAUGAACUUGAGAUGCCAAGCUUUCUCAAGUCUUGGCAAAUCUCAUUAGAAUGUAAAUUAGCUGAAAUGUAGAUGCAUGGAGUUGUACUGCUGUUUUGCUGCAAUUGACUCACAAUCUUGCACAUUUGCAUCCAAGAUUUGGAUGCUAUCAAUGUGGCCUGUUUAUGUGCUUGUAAAUUUAACAUUGGACUGUAGUUUUUUGAUUGUGGAUGGUUAGAACAGACAAAUCAAGUUGUGUUUAUUUGUUACUUCCUUUUA
This is a messenger RNA of Theobroma cacao (cacao), 1018 nucleotides long. RefSeq names its product chloroplast processing peptidase-like. Gene Ontology annotation, biological process: thylakoid membrane organization. Gene Ontology annotation, molecular function: serine-type endopeptidase activity. NCBI's taxonomy places the organism in Eukaryota, Viridiplantae, Streptophyta, Magnoliopsida, Malvales, Malvaceae. The record is from RefSeq and is a predicted model, not a curated record. Gene Ontology annotation, cellular component: chloroplast thylakoid membrane.